Messenger RNA from Tripterygium wilfordii, 1077 nucleotides. RefSeq lists its product as uncharacterized. The transcript has 5 exons. Bases 67 to 804 code for a protein of 245 amino acids. Lineage: Eukaryota; Viridiplantae; Streptophyta; Magnoliopsida; Celastrales; Celastraceae. The record is from RefSeq and is a predicted model, not a curated record.
ACCCACAUGCACUCCUCUCUCUCUCUCUCUCUCUUCAUCUGAAUUGAAAACUUGAGAAGGAAAACCAUGGUUGUGUCUUCACAACUUCCACGGUGGCUUGAGGGUCUUCUGACACAGAAGUUCUUCAAUGCCUGUGUAAUCCAUGAAGAGGCUAAGAAGAAUGAGAAGAACGUUUAUUGCUUGGACUGUUGCAUCAGUUUAUGCCCUCACUGUUUGUCCCCUCACAGCUCUCACCGUCUCUUGCAGAUUAGGAGGUAUGUGUAUCACGAUGUGAUAAAAUUGGGUGACGCUCACAAGUUAUUCGACUGUUCAUUUGUUCAAUCAUACACCACCAACAGUGCAAAAGUUUUGUUUUUAAAUCCACGGCCACAAACAAGGUCGUUCAGGAACUCCGGCAACAUAUGCUUCAGCUGUGACAGGAAUCUUCAGCACUCUUACCUCUUCUGCUCACUCUUCUGCAAGAUUGACCAUCUCUUAAGAACCCAAUCUGAAGGUGGACUCUCAAAAUUCCUUCUUGACUGCAAGUUCUUAACUUUAUCGGAACCGGUUCUGGACGAUGGUCUGACCCCUGACUGUGUUCUUGAACCGGCCAGCUCGAUAUUGACAUCAUCCGGUUCGGGCGGGUCAAGUGGUGGGGUUGGGUGCAGGACAGAGUGGUGCACUGCCACAACGGAUAUAGUGAGGAAGAAGAGGAGUAGCUUAUCGGCGUGCCGGCCGAAAUUCUAUCCUGCAUCCGAGAUUUCAGUGGGGUUCAUGAACCGGAGGAAAAAGAAUCCACAACCACAACGCUCUCCACUCUUUUGAAUCACAAUGCUUUUGAGGACAUAGUUGGUAGUUUAAUUACAUAGCGAAAGAGUAAUUAGGGUAUUAAGGAAAAAAAGAAGAAGAAAACUCUCUCAAUUUUUGCAGAAGGGAGAAGUGUGUUUCUUCCCUCCUUUAGUAGUGGGUGAGUUGUGUCCAAUCCAAAAAAUGGUGAAUGGUUUCCUUCUUUUUUGGUUCUUUUUACAGAGUUUUACAGUAGUGAAAGAGAGUGAGUGGUAAUAGUGACAAGAGGGCUCUGUUUUAUGGCUUUGUUUU